Gossypium raimondii (Peruvian cotton) is the source of this 540-nucleotide messenger RNA. RefSeq lists its product as uncharacterized. Bases 157 to 354 code for a protein of 65 amino acids. The record is from RefSeq and is a predicted model, not a curated record. The transcript is spliced from 3 exons. Lineage: Eukaryota; Viridiplantae; Streptophyta; Magnoliopsida; Malvales; Malvaceae.
CGACCCGAGAUUCACCAAUAUUGAUUUGAAUCUUGAUUUCUAAUUUCCUAAAGAGUGGGAUCAUCCAUUUCAAUUUUGGGGGCUGUCAUCAAAGAACAGAGAGUCGGCUCGUCGAGAAGAAAAGGUUGUAAAAGACGGAAAUUUUCGAUUUAAGAUAUGGCGGUGAUGGAGAAGCUUAAGAUAUUCGUAGUGCAAGAGCCAGUUGUAGCUGCUUCUUGCCUCAUCGCUGGUUUUGGUCUCUUCCUACCAGCUGUUGUAAGGCCCAUUUUAGAUUCCAUGGAUUCAUCAAAGCAAGUCCCUCAACCUGCUUUAAGAGACGUGGUUUCAGGUGUGACUGGUAAAAAACAGGGUUGAUAUGAUUUAUGGAUCGAAAAGAGGCAAAAAUUUACGUGUAGCUUGUAAUCACCGACGAAAUAAGUCCAACUUUUUUAAUUUGAGGAACUUUCUAAAGUGCCUUUCAACCUCAUGUUUAGUAUGAGAAUAUGAGUGUUAUAUUUUGAUUUUCAUGGUUAAAAUCCAUUGUUCUUUUUAUUUGCUCAA